Aspergillus lentulus is the source of this 2343-nucleotide messenger RNA. Lineage: Eukaryota; Fungi; Ascomycota; Eurotiomycetes; Eurotiales; Aspergillaceae. The record is from RefSeq and is a predicted model, not a curated record.
AUGGCGCCACUGUUGACCAAUACACUAGAUGGUGUGGACCUGUCGCUCUCCUAUGGUGGAGAUAAGCUUCUCAGUGACUUUAAUUCACAAUAUCAGGGCUGCCUCGGCCUUCAAGGGGCCUGUUCUCCUAACAUCAUAACGCUCCUUAAUGUCAGUUGGAUGGUCACCGUACGCUGCUUCUCUCCGGCCCCGGACAUUUGCCUGGGUCUGCAUUCGGAGCCCGGGCUCUACUUCAUCACCAGAUUGGCACAUGGGGGAGACCAUCAUGUCUCCGCCGUCGGGCUCAACUGCGAAGUUCCCGUCAAAAAUUUAGUCCGCGAUAUGACCAUUGUUCAGUUUAACGCGGCGCGAAAGAUGCCGGCCGGCUACGAUGCUUCUGACGAGAGUUCAGAGAAAUUCCUCUCAACCACAAUUUGCUAUGCGAAAGAAAUCUACGCCGCGAUAGAGGGUCCUAGUAGGGGGAAUCCAGACAGAAGGCGAAUCAAUUCCAGACUCUUCCUGGAUAUCGUGCAAGCAGAUGGUGAACUUCGAGCCAAGCUUACCUUCUCUGUCUCAGACACUUCUAGGGAUUUUGCACUUAGCAUGUUGCACACAUUCAAAACAGCCAUCCAGGAGGUCCUUUCGUAUCCAUUUCGAUCUCCAGCCGAGUUAGACCUUUGCUCGAAACACGAUCGUCAAUUAUUACAAAAGUACACUGAGAGAGUCUCUGCACCUUAUGGAGUGUUGUUGCAUGAUAUAGCCUUACAGCAUGCACAGCUAACCCCUGACGCUCCAGCUGUUUGCUCAUGGGAUGGUGACCUGACCUAUGCACAGCUGGAUGAUAUGACCUCUCGGCUUGGACAGUUUCUAGCCAGAAUAGGUGUAGGCAGAGGCACAUUUAUAAUCAGCUGUUUUGAGAAGUCUACAUGGGCAAUUGUUGCACGUCUGGCUAUCAUGAAAGCUGGGGCCGCAUAUAUCUCUAUCGACGCGACAGAUCCGCCAACUUUCCUUGAGAACGUGAUUCGCCGCGUGAAUGCAAAAAUAAUGCUUGUUUCUUCAGCUUAUCAGGCCAGAUAUACUCCUUUCAUCUCGUCAGUCAUUGCAAUAACAGAGGAAAUGGUUCGCGCACUUCCCUUGAGCACUGAGAUCAUCUGCCCCUUAGUUAAACCCAGUGAUGCUUGUCUCAUCCUCUUUACUUCUGGAAGUACAGGACAGCCAAAAGGAAUUAUUCAGGAGCAUCAAGCAUAUGCUACAGCGGUUCGAGAUUAUAUUGCAUUGCUUGGAAUGGGUCAGCACAGCCGCGUGCUGCAAUUUGAUGAUUACGCGUUCGAUAUUAGCAAUAAUGACUAUUUGACCACCCUCACUGCUGGUGGAUGCUGCUGCGUCCCUACACCACCCAAGGCAAUAUCUGCCCUCGUGGAGAAUAUCAACAGUCUUCAAGUCAACAUGACCUUUCUGACCCCCACUGUCGCUGCUCAGUUUUCCCCUCAGGAUGUGCCAACAUUGCAAGUAGUCUGCAUGGGUGGUGAGCCGAUGUCAAAUGAGCUUCUGAUGAGGUGGGCCCCUCACGUGAGAUUAGUGAACCAGUAUGGGAUGGGUGAAGCGGCCACUUUCUGCGCUUAUAAUGACCAAAUCCAACUUGGGCAGAAUGCUAUUGUUGGACGCAGUGGGAGUGGGGCUAUUUGGAUAACAAAUCCAGAAUCUCCAGAGCUUCUUAUGCCUGUGGGUGCUAUUGGGGAGAUUUUGAUUGAAGGGCCCCACCUGGCCCGAGGAUACCUGGAUGGUCUCUGCCAGAGGCCUGAUGUAGGGUUCCUACUGGAUGCACCAAUCUGGUUCAAAGGUCUCCAACCAUCCCGUGCAGCAUCGAGGUUCUAUCGCUCUGGGGACCUAGGGAGAUAUACCCAUUCUGGCACUGUGGAACAUUUGGGCCGGAAGGACACCCUCCUCAAAAUUAACGGAUGUCGCGUUGAAUCCACUGAGGUUGAGUAUAUUCUCCAUAGGUCGUUGGGUCCUGGGGAUGCAGUCAUUGUGGACGUGCUCGGUGCGGUCGAUGAUCCACAAGAGCCUUUUCUAGUUGCUUUUCUGUGUUUGGCUAACAGCAAGACUAAUUUCCUCGACACUGCUUCUAAUGACUCGGUCAAGUUUCUCCCCGUCACCAGUGAUCACCAUUCAGCCCAUCAGUUGGUGCAAGGCAUGAGAGCUGACGUCAUGGCUACCUUGCCUGUCCACAUGAUACCACAAUGCUUUAUUCUCAUCAGCCAUAUCCCGAGAACAAAGUCGAAUAAAACUGACCGUCGCAAAUUGCACCAUCUUGCGCAGAAGUGGUACUCGUCCGGGGCUCUGACUGAGAUUCGCUGCAAUUAA